Theobroma umbraticum is the source of this 973-nucleotide messenger RNA. RefSeq lists its product as uncharacterized. NCBI's taxonomy places the organism in Eukaryota, Viridiplantae, Streptophyta, Magnoliopsida, Malvales, Malvaceae. The record is from RefSeq and is a predicted model, not a curated record.
AAAAAGCAUCUUCCCCCAUAUGCACCGGAGAUUGAAGAAUUGACGAAAACAAAAAUGGAAGCUGACGUGGGAGAGGUGCAGAGUGAAAGUCGAGAACAUGACAAACAAGUAAAUCCCUCACUCUCACUCCCAUAGAUUUUCCAACUAAAACCACCUUCAAACCCUUUUCUCACACUGUUUUGCCUUUGUGUAGCCCCUCUUCUCUUUCUCAGCCUUCAUUACUUGUUAUUGUAGAAGUCAAUUACCUUCCCAAUUCUAAAAUGGAGAUUAAAAGUCUGUCCCACAACAGCAUUUUUUGUUCACUGCUUGAAUCUUCGUUACUGGAAACUACUCUGCUUGCUCACAAAUCUCUUCUUUGGCUUCUAUUUCUGAUUGGAUCUACUAAGCCUGAUGAUAUGCCCAUUUCUUUUGAUCAAAGAUUUUCUUUGGCUGACCUAAUUAAAAUGCAAGAGACCGUUUCUGAGAACAAAGAUGCUGGUGACAAUGACAAUGAAGAUGAUGACGAUGGUGAUAAAACAGAUGAUGAAGAUGAUGAAGCCGAGUCAGAAGAAGACAGUGAUGAUAAUGAGGAUGAUUCCGAUGAUGAUGUCGAAGCUCACGGUUAUGAAGAAAGUGACGAUGAUGAUGAAGACGAUGACAAUGAUGAAGAUGAUGAUGACGAAGAGGAUGACGAUGAUGACAAUGACAGCGAUGAGGAUGAGCAGGAGCAACCACCACCUAAGAAGAAGAAGUGAAAGAAAUUUGGUGUUAACUUUAUUUGUUAAGCUGGGUCAAGACCUUUUGGGGCAUGAGGAGGAGUCCAAUUAUCCAAGUAAUUCUUUAUCCCCCUAAUUGGUAGGGAGUCAAGUAUUUAUAUUUGUGGAAAGAUCAAUUCAUUCUAGCAAAUAUUAAACUAUUUAUUUCAUUUGCUGUACUUCCAUUUGUGUUAUGUAGCUCUUCAAUCCUACAUUGAAAGUUGAAUUAUGUGAAAAAA